AUGGCUGAGGCGGCGGAACCCCAUGGGGAAUCCCAUGGCGCUGAAGUUAAAAUCCAGCAGCCCGCGGAAAAACUGCUUAGGGGACAGCCGAGGCGGGGCCGGCGCUCCGUGCUCAAAGUGUCCCAGCUGCUACUCCAGGCCAUCACCUCACACAGAGGGCUGACUCUGGCCGCUCUCAAGAAGGAGCUGGGAAACGCUGGCUACGAAGUGCGCAGCAAGAACUUCCGCCCGUGGGGCGAAGCGCCCCGGCCGGAGGUGAAGGGCACGCUCCUCCGGGUCAGCGGCAGCGACGCCGCCGGCUACUUCAGGGUCUGGAAGAUUCCGAGGCCAAAGAAGAAGCCGGAUCACCCGAGGUUUGAUGAGAGACACCGCUCUUCGAGGAGGACUCGAGCGGGGACCUCGGGCCCACGGAGGCGACGCACGCGUCGUCGCAGGGCGGCCAGGAAGGCCAGAGAAGUUUGGAGGCAGAGCAGCAAGGCGGACGGGAAGACGAAGAGGGUGAGGUCAAGAGCCAGGGGCUUGGGGCGUUCCUGUACCGGAGAGGCGAUGGAAGGGGGGAGAUCACGGACCACCAAGGGAGAGAGCAAGCCUAGGACAAGAGAGGAGAGGAGACCGGGCCCCAGGCCAAAGGAAGAGAAGAAUCAGGACGUCCAGAAACUGGUGAAACGCACCGUCCAGAAGCCAACCCCGCUUAAAGUCGAUCAGACUUCUAGCGAGCAGGGGAAGACCUUGGAAAUAAAGGCAGCUCGCUCAAAGGUGUCUGCCAAAUCGGAAUGUCCUCGGAACGCAACGGGGAAUUCCUAG
This is a messenger RNA of Choloepus didactylus (southern two-toed sloth), 804 nucleotides long. Its product is annotated as testis-specific H1 histone. The record is from RefSeq and is a predicted model, not a curated record. The coding region runs from base 1 to 804 and encodes 267 amino acids. NCBI's taxonomy places the organism in Eukaryota, Metazoa, Chordata, Mammalia, Pilosa, Megalonychidae. The transcript has a single exon.